Molecule: messenger RNA, 846 nt
Organism: Parasteatoda tepidariorum (common house spider)
Lineage: Eukaryota; Metazoa; Arthropoda; Arachnida; Araneae; Theridiidae
Product: 23 kDa integral membrane protein
Cellular component (GO): plasma membrane
Source: RefSeq, a predicted model, not a curated record
CAUUAGACUUAAUGUUAUGUUCUAAAAAUUGAAACCGACCUGCCUAACCCUGUGUGUUCUUCUCAGUAUAAGUCUUUUUAUUUAUUAUAAAAUUCAAACUUCUAAAAUGAGAGCUACUACAGCAUGCAUCAGAUAUUUACUGUUCGUUUUUAAUUUAGUGUUCGUGAUAUGCGGACUUGUACUGGUAGUAGUUGGUGUUGUUUCAACCAAAAAGGAUUACACAGAAUUCUUGAACAGCAAAUUUGUCACGGCGCCUAUCAUUUGUAUAGUUGUAGGAUGUAUAAUUUUCGUGGUAGCAUUCUUUGGAUGUUGUGGUGCUCUUAAAUAUAAUUAUUACAUGGUGUUAACCUUUGCACUACUCAUAAUUGCCAUAAUUGUUAUUGAACUUUCUGGUGCAGUUUUUGCAUUCAUAUACAGGGGACAGGUUCAAGAAUUUCUUAAGGAAAGCAUGAAUACAAGCUUGAGCCAGCAAAGGAAAGAGGCUGUAAGGAUAUGGAAUGAAAUGCAAUCAACCUGGGAGUGUUGUGGCGUUGAUAGCGCAGAGGAUUACGAAAACUUAAAGCUUAAAAUUCCAAGAAGCUGCUGUAAAAAAAAGAUGUGCCCAAGACGACACAUAUGUCCCGAUAAAUGCCCGAUGUCAGAGGCUUGGAAAGAAGGCUGCUUUCCGACAUUGCUACAAAAAAUUAAAGACUCAAAUGCUGUCAUUGGUUGUAUUGUUGUUGGCAUUGCUCUAGUUGAAUUUCUGGGAUGCAUUUUUUCUGUGUACUUAGCAAAUGCAAUCAAGAAAGAUGAAGAUUAGGUUAUAUAUCAAAAAUACCUCGACGUGCUCUAAAAUUUGUUUAAUUU